UCUUUAAAUUCAAAAUGGCCUCACUAAAGAAAAGAAGCGCUAGCGUUGACAACGUUGGGCAUUUUUACUACGAUUGGGCUCUUUCUCGAUACAAAUGGACUUCCGAGGAAAUCAGAAACAAGCAAAAUAAUCACUCAAUUCAAGAAAAUGGUUUAUCGAACGAAAACGGAGAGAUUAGAGGAAAAAAGCACAUAGACCAAGUACAACCUGUUGGCAUAGAGAAUUUGAUUCCUUUGAGAAUGAAUUUAGACGACAAUGUUAAAAGACCACUAAGGAAUAGAGAUGUAAAUCAACCUAUUCCAGAAGAGAGAGUCCCAAUCAAGCCUGUCUUAGAACAAAAAGAAACUACAGAUGUAAAGGAAGACGGUGCUUUAAGAAAAAAGAGUGUUUCAAAUGAACCUAAAGACGAAGCAUUAGAGUUAAUGAACAGCCAUCCAGCUAUGAUGAGUGUUUUGACCAAUCGUUUACUGCGACUAAGAGCUGCUGAGACAUUAUGGCAUAAGGACACUAAUGCCUUUUUGGAGUAUGUUCUGAGAUUGAAAGAUGAUGCUUUGUUAGUUGAUGUUAUGCCACUUCUUACAAGCAGAGUAAAAGAAAAUGCACCUGAAGGGCAGGCAUUAUCAAUGGGUGCUUGUCUUGAGAUGUUACCAGCACUAGAAAGACUGUUGGCUUCAAAAUUUGAAGAUUAUAUUGUUGUAGCAUUAAAUAUGGUACGAGAGAUGAUUAAAAGAUGGUGGACACAACUGAAGGCAGCUACUAGUGAAGGCAAUGACCCUAAGCACCAAAGAUGUAGUAGAAGUGUCAAUGGACUGUACAUGGCUAUGGUUUCAAUUUCUGCAAUUAUUGCUAGACUAAAAAGCCGCAAAGGGCGAGUAGCAGAGAAGGCUUUGAUUGUAUCGAGGUUGCUGGAUCUCUUAUGAUGAUGGUGUCAAAAUAUGGUACACGUACAGAAAGAGAUUGGCAUUAAUGGAGCUUAGGAUUAUUUUAGCACAUUGGUCUCUAGCUAUAGAGUGAUUUCAUUUAACCCUUCAUUGUACUGCAUUGCUCAUACUUUUUCCCUUUUGUUUUCAUUUGAUGUGUCAGGAGUUAAAUCAAAUCACUCUACAUAUUCAAUGUAUGUAAUACAUAUUAGCUUUAACUUAACGAAAAAAUAGAUGUAAAUUCUUUUGGAUUAGAAUCGUGUUUUUAUUUGUUAAAUAUAUUUGUGUUAUAAAUAUUUUUGAGAGUUUUGCAUACAAAUAGUAUGCCGUUGUAAUCUAAAAUCUUAAGGUUUGAUAAUUGUACAUACUUGUAAACUAGUCUAUGGUGUAUUGAAGGGUUUGACACAUCUUCGACCAGUUUAAUUUAAUUUAUUUGAGAUAAUGAUUAAUAGGCCAUUUUACGGAUCCCAUUACUCAACCUCAGCCUCAUCAGCGUGUAAUUAUUCUUUAGAAUUUGACUACAGUCCGCAGUAAUAAAAGGAAUUUACACAUCAA
Molecule: messenger RNA, 1475 nt
Organism: Actinia tenebrosa (Australian red waratah sea anemone)
Lineage: Eukaryota; Metazoa; Cnidaria; Anthozoa; Actiniaria; Actiniidae
Product: katanin p80 WD40 repeat-containing subunit B1
Cellular component (GO): nucleolus
Molecular function (GO): microtubule binding
Source: RefSeq, a predicted model, not a curated record